UACCUUUUCUUUCUCUUUUUCAUGCGGUCUGAAUUAUAAGAUGCCGAAACGCGGACCUAAACGCCAGAAGACCUCAGCUAACGACGAUGCGAGUAAGGACGAUGAAGAGAGAAGGCUGGAGAGCCUGCUUUUUGGGGUUCCGUAUGUCCCGGCUGGUGAGGAGACUGUGCUAGAAGACGAAGACGAGGGUGAGGAAGAGAAUGAGAAGGAACUUCAGAACCUUACCGAUGGAGACUUGUUCUUCGUAGAUGAUGGAGCUAGGCCUUCUGGCGACGCUAUCAGGGAUGAGGAAGAUGACAACGAGGAAAACGAAAGAGGGAAAGAAAGUGACGGCGAAGAAGCAGAGCCUACACAACGACAGGCGAAACCGGAACCCGUACUCUCCUCUCGCAAAAAAUCAGCAUGGACAGACCCUUCCGAUCCUCCUGUUGUCUCCCUCGUAGCGUCCAACCGCACACGAAAACUCCGUGACGCACCCUCUGAAACGACACUGUCGGGCCGAGAGUACGAGUCCCGCCUUCGCCGCCAAUUUGAGCGCAUACAUCCAGCUCCUGCAUGGGCCAAGAAACGGCGACGCGAAGGCGAAGACGAUGAAGAUAACGACGACAGCCUAUUCACAUCAACGGGGGGAAUACUUUCACGGCAGAAUCGACACACACUAUCGCCUGGGGUUCUCGCUAUCGAGCGACUCCGGGACGCCAACCAGUCUUCACAAAAGGCCAACGUCAAAUCCAUCGCAUUCCAUCCCAGCGAGCGCGUGCCCGUUCUUGCCGUCGGUACGUCGGACCGUCGAGUGCGUUUAUACAACGUCGAUGGACACACCUCCCCACUUCUGCAAACACUGCAUAUACCCACCAUCCCAUUCACGUCCCAAUCCUCCGUCUCCUUCCACCCAUCAGGGACACACCUCCUCCUUACUGGUAAUCGUCCUUAUUACGCCGUGUAUGACCUCCAGUCUGGGGCUCUCAAAACGCACAAUGGGUUAUGGGGAACGCGGUUCUCCAGCCCAGGAAUUGCCAAGGCAGAGUGCAUGGAAAUAACAGCAUUUUCGCCUACUGGCGGGAUGCUGGCUGUGGCAGGUCGAGGGGGGAACGUGCAUCUUGUUGAUUGGCAGAGCGGGGGCGGGCAGGUUGUCGGGACGCUCAAGUGUGGGGCGGGUGGCGGGAUCAGGCAGUUGUGGUGGACGAAGGAAGGGGAGGAGGAGGGCCUGGCGAUGCUCACGGGAGAUGCCGACGUUUGCCUAUGGGAUGUUGGUCAGCGGAGGUGUGUAAGGCGGUGGCGGGAUGAAGGUGCGUUCCGAGGGGCGGGCCGUGCUAUCGCCGGGACCACGACUGGCGGGUGGAUGGCUAUUGGAUCAAACACCGGCUUGGUGAACAUGUACACCGCCGAUGCAUUCACUGGUGGUACCAGUAGUACUGUCCAUCCGAAACCAACCAAGACUAUCGGCAAUUUGACGACUGCGAUAUCAACGUUACGCUUUAACCACGACGCGCAGUUAAUGGCUAUAGCCAGCCGGGAGAAGAAAGAUGCUAUGAAACUGAUACAUCUUCCAUCGCUCACAGCCUUCUCCAACUGGCCUACAUCAAGUAGUCCUAUUGGACACGUCACCGCUGUAGACUUCUCUCCGCGAAGCGAUUAUCUUGUUAUUGGGAACACAAAAGGAAGGGUGUUGCUUUAUCACCUAAAGGACUACGGCAAGUCGUGAUUUCAUGGUAAAAGUAGAAUAGACAUCAUAUGAUACUAUUGCCGUGACAAGUAAAACUAUGCAUAUGAUGGCUACCCGUUAUACUUAAAGCGGGACAGGGUAAC
Messenger RNA from Guyanagaster necrorhizus, 1809 nucleotides. Its product is annotated as WD40 repeat-like protein. The record is from RefSeq and is a predicted model, not a curated record. Gene Ontology annotation, molecular function: protein binding. Gene Ontology annotation, cellular component: Pwp2p-containing subcomplex of 90S preribosome; small-subunit processome. Gene Ontology annotation, biological process: rRNA processing. Bases 41 to 1705 code for a protein of 554 amino acids. The transcript has 4 exons. NCBI's taxonomy places the organism in Eukaryota, Fungi, Basidiomycota, Agaricomycetes, Agaricales, Physalacriaceae.